AGAGAGACAGAGAGACAGAGACAGAGACAGAGAGAGACAGACAGAGAGACAGAGAGACAGAGAGAGACAGAGAGCGAGCCCAGGGUGGGAGUGAAGGGACUUUUGUACUUUGCACUGUUGAGAAUUCUGGAAGCUCUCUAGUAGUCUCUGCCUCCCAGUGGAAGACCAAUUGCCUCCAUGUGGUACUUGCUGGUUCUCCUCCUCAUUGGUCUUUUCUAUCUCUUUCGCUGGCACCGGGAGAUGCAGGUGGUGAGUAACCUUGGGGACAAAUAUGUCUUCAUCACUGGCUGUGACUCUGGAUUUGGGUACAAGGUGGCCAAGCAGCUGGACCUUCGAGGCCUGAGGGUGCUGGCGGCCUGUUUGACAGAGAAAGGGGCCAAGCAGCUGAGGCAGGAGACUUCGGAGAGGGUAGAGACGGUGAUCCUGGAUGUAACCAAGACUGAGAGCAUCACCGCAGCCGCCCAGUGGGUGAAGGAACGCGUGGGAAAUAAAGGACUUUGGGGCCUUGUCAAUAAUGCAGGAAUGAUCUCACCAAGUGUUUGCAUUGAGUUGAUGACAAAGGAGGCCUUUGUACAGGUUAUGAAUGUAAACUUGAUCGGAUUGGUUGAGGUGACACAAAAAAUGCUACCAAUGAUAAAGAGAGCCAGAGGGAGAAUUGUCAAUGUUGCCAGCGUCUUGGGGAGGAUUUCUUGCCUAUCUGCGUCCUACUGCUGUUCCAAGUAUGGAGUGGAAGCUUUUUCAGACUGCCUGAGGUAA
Molecule: messenger RNA, 756 nt
Organism: Gracilinanus agilis (Agile Gracile Mouse Opossum)
Lineage: Eukaryota; Metazoa; Chordata; Mammalia; Didelphimorphia; Didelphidae
Product: retinol dehydrogenase 16-like
Exons: 3
Coding region: 178-756 (192 amino acids)
Molecular function (GO): oxidoreductase activity
Source: RefSeq, a predicted model, not a curated record